UUGACCAAUCAAGCGGGGCCAAGGCUGAUCUAAAACUCGUGGAUAUAAACGAGGAUUUCAGACGAGGUCCUACAUCAACAGGAUCACAUCGCAACCAUGAGGUCUCUGGUAUUUGCCCUGCUCAUUGGAGCUGUUUUCGCCACCGAAGACGACAAGAUCGUCGGAGGGUACGAAUGUGUUUCUCACUCCCAGCCCCAUCAGGUGUCCCUGAACUCCGGCUACCACUUCUGUGGCGGCUCCCUGAUCAACGAGAACUGGGUUGUGUCUGCCGCUCAUUGCUACAAGUCUCGCAUUGAGGUGCGUAUGGGUGAGCACCACAUCAGGGUGAACGAGGGCACCGAGCAGUUCAUCAAGUCCUCCCGGGUCAUCCGUAACCCCAACUACAGCAGCUACAGCAUGGAAUAUGACGUCAUGCUGAUCAAAUUGAGCACCCCUGCUCAGCUCAACCAAUACGUCCAGCCUGUGGCUCUGCCCCUGGCCUGCGCCCCUGCUGGCACCAUGUGCAGAGUCUCUGGAUGGGGCAAUACCAUGAGCUCAAUGGAUGAUGGGGACAAGUUGCAGUGCCUGGACAUCCCCAUCUUGUCUGAACAGGACUGCAGAAACGCCUAUCCUGGUAUGAUCGGUGAUACCAUGUUCUGCGCUGGAUACCUGGAAGGUGGCAAGGACUCCUGCCAGGGUGACUCUGGUGGUCCAGUCGUGUGCAACAAUGAGCUCCAGGGUAUCGUUUCCUGGGGCUAUGGAUGUGCCGAGCCGAACUACCCCGGUGUCUACGCCAAGGUGUGCCUGUUCACUGAUUGGUUGCAGCUCACCAUGGCGAAUUACUAAAUCAAUCCCCAACAUCUGACUUCAAGGUCCAUGAAAACAACAUCUUCUGUAGUUUGGUUUGAUUGAAGACGGAAAUGAUAAUAAAGCAAUUGGAAUGAA
Messenger RNA from Lampris incognitus (smalleye Pacific opah), 924 nucleotides. Its product is annotated as trypsin-1-like. The transcript has 6 exons. Bases 97 to 825 code for a protein of 242 amino acids. NCBI's taxonomy places the organism in Eukaryota, Metazoa, Chordata, Actinopteri, Lampriformes, Lampridae. Gene Ontology annotation, biological process: proteolysis. The record is from RefSeq and is a predicted model, not a curated record. Gene Ontology annotation, molecular function: serine-type endopeptidase activity.